AUGAACCUGACAGGUUUUAACCAGUCCAAUCGCUGUGAGCAUUUCUCCUGUCCAGAGAGAUCUGUAUCUAAUGCAGUUUAUAUCUUACUGUACAUGUGUUCAGGUGCUGUUGUUGUUUUAACAGUGUGUGGAAAUCUGCUCAUAAUUGUCUCUGUUUUGCACUUCAAGCAGCUUCACACACCAACCAACAUGCUUGUGCUCUCUCUGGCUGUGUCAGAUUUCCUUGUUGGUGCUUCUGUUAUGUUUCCAAUGUUUAUCUGGAAGAUUGAAACAUGUUGGACAUUUGACACAGGUUACUGCAUCUGUUUGCUGAUCACUGCUUUUUUUCUUGUGAAUGUUUCUAUAUACAAUGUUGCUUUGAUAUCUGUAGAUCGAUAUUUGGCUCUUUCAAACCCUUUUUUUUACACAAAUGCAAUUACUGCAAAAUCAAUGUGUACGGUGGUUUAUUCCAACUGGGGAUUAUGUCUGGUGUAUGUCAUAGCAACCCUCUAUUUUAAUGGGAACUUCAUAGGUUCUGUAAUGUGUCCUGGAGAGUGUUUUUACUUUCUUAAUGAAGAUUGGUCAACAGUUGAUCUGGUACAUUCGUUUAUUUUUCCAUGUUCUGUUAUAAUCAUAUUGUAUACUUUAGUUUUUAUAAUUGCUAAGAAACAUGCCACUGCUAUUAGAGAGCUUAAUAAUCAUACACAGCCCAAAACAGAGAAAAUCAGCAUAAAUUCAAUGAAAUCUGAGAGAAAAGCAGCAAAAGUCCUCGGCAUUUUAGUGUCUGUGUUUCUAGUUUGUUUAUUUCCAUAUUUCAUUUAUAGUUUGUUAGGGGGUAUUAUUGAAAUACAGCCAGAAACCUCUCAUAAAGUCAUUGUUAUGAUUUAUCUUAAUUCCACCAUUAAUCCCUUUAUUUAUGCUAUGUUUUACCCAUGGUUUAGGAAGUGCAUUAAAUUAAUAAUAACUCUGAAAAUAUUCCAAACAGAUUCUGCAUUAAUUAAUGUUCAUUUAUAA
Clarias gariepinus (North African catfish) is the source of this 993-nucleotide messenger RNA. RefSeq names its product trace amine-associated receptor 13c-like. The coding region runs from base 1 to 993 and encodes 330 amino acids. Lineage: Eukaryota; Metazoa; Chordata; Actinopteri; Siluriformes; Clariidae. Gene Ontology annotation, biological process: G protein-coupled receptor signaling pathway. Gene Ontology annotation, molecular function: trace-amine receptor activity. Gene Ontology annotation, cellular component: membrane. The record is from RefSeq and is a predicted model, not a curated record. The transcript has a single exon.